AUUGCAGGCUCUAUGAACCGGCGCAAGGACUAAGCACGCCUCAUAAUGAGGCAGUUACCUCCUAUCUGCUCGGAGCAAUAACUGCAAGCCUCGAUUUACACUAUAUUGAUAAAGACGACAUUGUGUCCGCCUGUAAGACGUAUUACGAGACGGUACGCAGGAGCUUCAGAUAUACGCAGCCAGAGAACUCAAUGCGGGCGGAAGCUGCCAAGAAUUCAGCUCGGAGUCGAGCGAGAAGAAAGAGGCUGCAGGAAUCGAGGCAGAGCGUGCUAGCUGAUGAGGAAGUGGAACUCUGGAUGUCCGCCACCGUCGACCUCAUGUCUGACGAGGAAGAUGGCGUCGUUGGCGGGGUCUCUGGAUGGAUUGUACCGCCGUCAUUUCGUAGGCCGGAUCUCUCUGAACUCUGUGUGAAGCUGCAGUCCCGGUUAGAGGCGACGCCGAAGUACAAAGCCACGCACAGCAGGCGCGGCAGUGUUGCGUUCACAUAG
Molecule: messenger RNA, 488 nt
Organism: Fundulus heteroclitus (mummichog)
Lineage: Eukaryota; Metazoa; Chordata; Actinopteri; Cyprinodontiformes; Fundulidae
Exons: 5
Coding region: 192-488 (98 amino acids)
Source: RefSeq, a predicted model, not a curated record